CUGCUACUCAAGCUGGAAAACAAGGGAAAAUAGAUCUGGCUGAUAUUAUUUCAGGGCUAAUGAGAAAGAGAGUAAUGCACAAAAGGAUCUUGCCUGGAGAGAUGUGUGCUGCAUGUGAAUGUUAGAGGAGCUAUGUAUGUAAGAAGAGAAAAAUGAAGACAGGACAUUUUAAAAUGGUCACCAUGCUGCUGUCAGCUGUGAUUCUAAUGAAUAUCUUCCAGGUGAAGGCUAAUAUGUUAGACAUGGCAGAUAAUGCAUUUGAUGACGAAUACCAGAAAUGUACUGACAGGAUGGAAAUCAAAUAUGUUCCCCAACUGCUUAAGGAAGAAAAAGCAAGCCAUCAGCUUUUUGAGGAUGUGUGGGAAAAUGCAAAAGCCAAAUGGGAAGCUCGGAAGACUCAUCUCUCUCUCCCUAUGAGUUUUAAGGAUAACCAUGGAAUAGCCCUGAUGGCAUAUAUUUCUGAAGCUCAAGAGCAAACUUCCUUUUACCAUCUGUUCAAUGAAGCUGUGAAGAUGGCUGGCCAGUCUCGAAAAGAUUAUAUUUAUGGAUUCCAAUUCAAAGCUUUUCAUUUUUACCUGACCAAAGCCCUGCAAUUGCUGAGAAGACCUUGUGAGGAUAGCUAUAAAAAUGUGGUGUAUAGCACAAGCCAGGGUACUUCGUUUACCUUUGGAGGGCUAAACCAAGCCAGAUUGGGCCAUUUCACCUUGGCACAUUCAGCCAAACCUCAAGCAGCAAGUGAUCAACACAUUCUGUUAACCAUUCACACAUGCUUUGGAGUUGCCAUUGGAAAAUUUUUUGAUAAAGAAAAUGAAAGUGGAAGAAUUAUUAUAAUACCUCUGAAUGAGAUUUUUUAUGUGUCACAGGAUGGGGCUAGCAAUAAUCUUAUCCUUCGAAGCACAAACAAGACCUGCAGCCAUUACGAGUGUGCAUUUCUAGGAGGUCUAAAAAUGGCAAAUUGUGUUGAGAACAUAGAAUAUUUUCUACCCAUCUAUGUUGCCAGCCCUGGUGAUAAAAAACAGAAGCUUGAAGACCCUGGAAUGAAAAGCCAGGAGUCUACUGUCUUACCUGGUGUGAAGAACCAUGAACCCAUCCAAAUGCCUGAAUAUAAAAGUCAAGAAGACAUCAACAAUCCUACUCCAGCUCCAGCUCCAGCUCCAGCUCCAGUUCCACGUCCCAAAACCCAUCCCUCUGCAUCCUCUGGCAAAAUGCUCCUUCCAUCGUUUGGGGCAUUCAUCAUUUUAAUCAGUGCUUCUAUAUAUCUCUUUGUUAGUCUUUAGUCAGCUAUAUUCUUUAUGUUAAGUACACUACAGGGAUCCCACAGGAAAUGAUCAAAAGGAAUGUUAUAUUUUUCACUUGUUGGCCAAAGUCAGUUGAUAAAAUGAGAACUGUAUAUGUUAUUCACUUUUCAAAUUCAGAAAGUUUGUCCAGUUAUGUUGUAGAAUCAUUUUCACUUAUUUGUAUAUUAAUCUUAUUGCAAAAACCUUAUUUCUGGUUGAAUUCAAUAAAAGACAAGAUUAUUAGAUAUAAUUUCAGAAUUGCCAAUACUAAAAUAUCCAAUGUUAGUGGUUAACAUGAUUUUAAUCAAUAAGAAUUUUUUCAGGGGUGUGGGGUGGAUUUUUUCUUAUUUUCAAUUAUAGUUUAUAUUCAAUAUUCUGUAUAUUCGUUUCAGGUGUACAGCAUAGUGGUUAGACAAUAGUAUACUUUAAAAAGUGGUCCCCUCCAUAUUCAAGUAUCCACCUGGCCCCUUACAUAAAAUCAGAUGGUAUGCCUUUCUGACUUAUUUCACUUAGCAUAAUGCACUGUAGGUCAUCAUGCUGUUGCAAAACUGAAUUUUAAAGAUGUUCUACUCAUCCUUAAAGGAUUAGACUUUUCACUUCAAAUAGUAUGAUCCCCCAAAAUAUGAACUUUAUAUUUCUGUAAACACAAGUUUACCAAGUAUUUCACAUACAUAGUGCCUAAUUUGAAUCUCAUUAAAACAGGAAGGUAGACAGUACUUUUUAUGUAUGCUAAAUAAGCAAAGGAAAAUGAGGUUAUACAGUAUACUACCAUUUUCCUCAGGGUAUUGUGGUGGUAUACUAGAGACUGAUUUAGGCCAGGGGCUUUGGUAACUGACAGUUAUUUACAUGUUGCCAAUGUUUCAAAAAGGAUUUCAAAGAUACAAAAGAAAAAAACACUACAUAAAAUUUAAACUGUUAGGGGUUCAAUGUGCUUUAAUUCCACCAUGUAACUCUCUUCCUGUUCAGAAUUUUUAGUCUACCCACAAGAACCAUUAGUCAGUUGCAGACUAAACACAGAACUUCUGUAAAUUGCGUUAGAAAACACUUCAAGCAGAGGCCAAAGUGGGCCUUGUCUCCUAUUCACCUAAAUCUAGAACUUGGUUAUGUACAGAUCAAGUCAUAUCUAACCAGCUACAUGAACAAGGACCACAGGUCAGCCUUACACAUGCAUGUCACCAGUAAGUCAACUGCCUUUGAGUGUGUGUCUGUCUUUAAAAGGCAGGCUCUAGGCCCAUCUAGGGGUAUUGAUCUUGCAAAAUUAGGAACCUAACUAUCAGAACACGAAAAAAAUGAAAGACUAGAGAAGUGAGCUUGGUGUGUGUGAGUAGUGAUUUGUUCUUCAUGGAAUGUGGCUCAAUGAGGAACAAUUCUCAUCAGAUCAACAACUCUUCCUUCAGUAAGAGGGUGUGCAAAGGGACAGAUACCUUCUAAUGAGGAGGAUGUGGCUACGUGGACGAGAAGGAUGGAAGUACCUAUCUUCUGGUCCAAGGAGAAAAAAAUUUAUUUCCUAACGUUGGAUUGUAACAACAAGUUAGGAAAGUAUGAUGAAAGAGGGUGGUAUAUAGAGUGUAACAAGUUUGCAUGCCAUAAUCUUGGCAAAGUGGCUGCAGACUACUAGUAACUAACUUGGAAAUAAAACAAUCAGUUUUAAA
Molecule: messenger RNA, 2929 nt
Organism: Myotis lucifugus (little brown bat)
Lineage: Eukaryota; Metazoa; Chordata; Mammalia; Chiroptera; Vespertilionidae
Gene: ART3
Product: ADP-ribosyltransferase 3
Exons: 10
Coding region: 153-1277 (374 amino acids)
Molecular function (GO): NAD+-protein-arginine ADP-ribosyltransferase activity; NAD+ poly-ADP-ribosyltransferase activity
Source: RefSeq, a predicted model, not a curated record